GGCUGUGAUUGGCUGCCAGGCAGUUUGCUGUGACCCCAGGAAAACGUGCGUUCUCAUUGGCUGGUUUGGAGUGUUGGCUCCGCCCCGCGGGAAGAUUUGAAAACGGCUUUGUAGAGGAAGCGAAGAGACGAGAGUGAAAAGUACAAUUAGGCAGACAUGGCUCCCAGGAAAAGAACCACCAAACAGAGGAAGAACAACCCAAAGUCCGCUAAACUGGAAGCUUUUCUGGAGGAUUUCGACCUCGAAGUAAAAACCAGAGUGGGCCAGAUGAAGGAGAAGAUCAACCAACUGCUGAAGGAUGUGGACAACAGCUACAACAUGGCUCUGAUCAAACUCCCCAAAGCUGUCCGGCAGACGUCCUGGAUGGAGCACUGCAAGUGUGACAAACCAAAGGCUCCAGAGGUGGAUGAUGUGAAGCAGAGAGAAGAAGAAGCUGCUAUGGUUGAAAGCGUCGUGGCUGAAGAUCACGCAGUACUGCUGAAAACUGUUAAAACGUCCAAGAAAGGCAGAACCAAGUCCAGCUCUGAGGAUGAAAACACUCCCAGUACGACCAGGAAGGGUAAAGCCACCAGAAAGCCUCCAACCACAUCAAAACGAGCCAAAGCACUGACGGUCAGCAAGCAGAGCACCUCCAUCAGACGGUCUAACAGGAAGCCUCUGGUGACUCCUGCCAGAAGUAUUCUGGAUUCUUCUCUGAUGAUGGGAACGACUCCUCUGAUCACCCCUCGCUUCGACCCAAGGCUUCCUAAAACUCCUGCAGUGAGAGUUCCCCGUCACAAAGAGAGAGUGUACAGCAUCUCAGUGAACGGUUCUCCCAUCGCAGCCGGAGACGACGACAUCGUCAUCAACGUUCCCGUCGGCAACGGAGAGAGCAUCCAGCUGCUGGCCAGUCAGAUGGACUCGGUCGACUUGUCUCUUCUGGAUGAAACGGCUCUGAAGAGCAUCCGGCUGCUGCAGAAUCGCCUCACCUCCCUGUGUGGGACGUCAGACUGACCGACCGACUCGUCUUUAUUUACAGGCUCUGUUCUGGUGGGGUGUUUUUUUUUUAAUAGAAAAAAGCAGAUUUAAAAUCUCUAAACAUGAUCCAGGACUUUCCCUUUCAGCUCAGUCAGCAGCUGCCGGAUGUUUAAAUGUUGCUCAGAGUGAAUUAUUCUUUUCACUUAUUUACCUUUUUAUCCAUUCCUUUUACUUUUAUGGGUAUUUUCUGCUGCUUUAGUGGCUUUAGGUUGAAUCCUUGGAGGAAUUCUGUCUCGUUCUAUUUCUGGCCAGUCUGACUUCUAAAGUCUGGAUUUUAAGCUUCAUGAUUGUUUAGAUAAUCUCAAACUGAAAUGUGUGUAAAGUUUUAUCUUCUUUGUUUUUAAGUUAUCCUUCAAUCUGAUUUAGUUUUUUUCUAUAUGAUGUUGUCCUGCAUGUUUCUAUAAACCAGCUUGUAGUUAUUGUUACUGGUGAAAAUACAGACUGCAUGUACGUAUUCUCCUCUUUAUAUCUAUAAAACUGAUAAAACAUUUGGAAACAUGA
This is a messenger RNA of Amphiprion ocellaris (clown anemonefish), 1518 nucleotides long. It is a transcript of the gene cdca8, whose product is annotated as cell division cycle associated 8. The transcript is spliced from 11 exons. Lineage: Eukaryota; Metazoa; Chordata; Actinopteri; Pomacentridae. Gene Ontology annotation, biological process: mitotic sister chromatid segregation. Bases 157 to 993 code for a protein of 278 amino acids. Gene Ontology annotation, cellular component: chromosome passenger complex; spindle midzone; chromosome, centromeric region. The record is from RefSeq and is a predicted model, not a curated record.